AUGGAGAAUAACAUAAUUGCCAAUGCCACUUCACCUCAAACUAAUGGUCAAGUUAUUACGCUCAUACUGCAGACUCUAUUAGCCCAGCAAUCAUCAUCUGAUGAUGUGGCACCUUUAAUCGAACAGCAGCUAACAGAGGAUGCAGUUGUCGCUCAUACUCACCAUCAGCAACGCUGUACUGUUGUCUCGCGCGUGGUAGAAUCAGCUAUCAUCCAGAAGCUGUUGCAUGACGACAGUCCGCUCAUUAAUCUCUUCAACUGGGACGCGUUUCAGCAACGUCUUGCCAAUCUGCGCGCUGCUUUUCCUGAGACAGAGUUUAAUCAUGCAUUAGCCGUAAAGGCAAACCCAAUGCGAGGUCUAUUGCGUGGUGCACGAGCUAUGAGAUUUGGUGCUGAGUGCGCAUCGAUAGCAGAAGCUAAGCACGCCUUGUCGCUCGGGUUUGAACCGCGCAAAAUUGUAUACGAUUCGCCUUGUAAGACGAUGGGCGAGCUGCGUGAGAUGCUGCUGGCUGGUGUGUAUAUUAAUUUGGACAAUGAAGAGGAAAUUUGCAAAGUGAACAAGAUUUUUACGGAGCUAAAGGAGUCAGACAAGCAGUGGGAGAAAUAUGCAGAACAAAUUGGCCUUCGCAUCAAUCCCGUCUUGGGACGCGGAGCUAUCGAUGCUACCAGCACGGCUACUCUUUCAAGCAAGUUUGGACUGCCAUUGACAGCAGAGACGAAGCAUCGACUACUGACGAUCUUCAAGCAGAACCCAUGGCUGCAAGGGGUUCACGUACAUGUCGGCUCGCAGGGUUGUUCUCUCGACUUGUUGGCAGCAGGAGCCAAGAAAGCGGUAGCUUUUGCGCUGGAAGUUAAUGAUCAUGUCGGCAAUAAACAGGUGAGAGUGCUUGACAUUGGUGGUGGUGUGCCAACAAUAUACGACGGUGGAAAGCACGAAGCUUACGCCUUUAAGGAAUACGCGGACGCACUGCGCCGACAUGUCCCAGAGCUGUUUACGAGCGGAUUUUCGUCCAUCAUUACGGAAUUCGGUCGCAGUAUCUUUGCAAAGCCUGGAAUUACGGUGUCCAGGGUGGAAGCUAUCAAAGACUGGGUAGGUCAGCACAUUGCUGUGGUGCAUGUCGGCGCCGACCAGUUCCCACGCACAGCAUAUUUACCAGAGCAGUGGUCGCACUGCAUCUCCAUACUAGAUAGUCACGGUCGUCCCAAGGCAGAUCCCAGCAGUACAUAUUUGCGUCAAGAUAUUGCUGGCCCUCUGUGCUUCUCUGGUGAUUUUCUUGCAAAGCAGUUGCUGUUACCACCCAUUCAGGUUGGAGACUAUGUGGUGAUUCAUGACACUGGAGGCUAUACGAUGUCCAUGCACUCCAAGUACAACAGCCGACAAGUGUCGUCUACGUUUGCAUACUUGGCUAGUGACAGCAACGUCAAGUUUUCAAUGCUGAAGGAGCGCGAGACGACGGAAGAGACACUGGCUUGCUGGGGUGUUAAUCGCGAUGUUGAGCUGUAA
Molecule: messenger RNA, 1503 nt
Organism: Peronospora belbahrii
Lineage: Eukaryota; Oomycota; Peronosporomycetes; Peronosporales; Peronosporaceae
Source: the annotation of a GenBank genome assembly